Homalodisca vitripennis (glassy-winged sharpshooter) is the source of this 4176-nucleotide messenger RNA. Its product is annotated as formin-like protein 20. NCBI's taxonomy places the organism in Eukaryota, Metazoa, Arthropoda, Insecta, Hemiptera, Cicadellidae. The transcript has 2 exons. Bases 2938 to 4050 code for a protein of 370 amino acids. The record is from RefSeq and is a predicted model, not a curated record.
AGAGAGAGAGAGAGAGAGAGAGAGAGAGAGAUCUAAUUAAACCACCCUGUGUUAACUACGUAUAUCCCAUAGAAAACUCUAUUCACUUUUUGUGUAAAUCCAACCAACCACAACCAGAUUUAUAGAAGUUCUGUAGAAAGCCCCCACCCCGAAUGACCCUAACAAUGAUCUUGACCUAUGACUUGUAGUAAGUAAGGAAACAUUUCAACCCUAUAGGACCUUUCUAUCGAGACUUACUGCACACAUUGGCGAACAGCCUGACUGACUGAUUGUCUUUGGACCUCAAAAUCAAAGGGUCUUCCUUAUAUCUAGAGAAACCUAUGUAGGCCUACACAGUUGAUUUAAGUCUCUAUUAUCUUUCUAUGAAGAGUUUAACCCACAGACAGACGAACAACGACACUGUUUAAGAAGGCCUCUGUCGAAAGAGUUAAACUAUCCACAAGUAAAGUCUACGGUGAAACUUCAUAAAACCUGUUCGGGUCAUAGCUUGAAUGGGUUUUUUAACCAAACUUUAAAAUCAAUGUUAUAACUUGUCAAGGAACUUUUUAGGCACAAUUUACCAUGUCAUUUUGUUAAGCAUCUCAUGCGGUGAUAUAUUCUUCGCAUAAAAACCCGGCUUGGCUUUAUAGAAAGGAAACUAUUGACACCAGAACUUCAUGUUUGAGAUUUGUUAAUAACAUCGUAAAUAAACAAAAGACGCGCUUAUUAUAAGUCUGGAUAUGUCAAAGGAUCUGAUCAAAAUCUUAUAUUGUGUAAUAUUUUGUGAAAUCAAUUCAUGGAAAGUUAAAUUAGAGGUAUUUCAUGUGAAUAUUAAAAAUAACAUUUAAAAUAAAGAACUCAAUGAGUGUAAAUUGAAAAAAUUUCAAAUAAAACCGUUUUAAAUAGUACGUUUUACAAUUUUAAAUUUACAUAUAAAUCUUCUAAACAUUAUUGGCUGAACUUUGUCAGUCGUGGGGUUGAAAAAAUUACAUUUCUGUAUGUCUGUCUGUUUGUCAAUCUGACUGUCUGUAUCCACGAUAUCUCAAAACAUCUAUAGACAUACCUUGCAUGAAGCUUAAUUUAAACAUGAGGAACAUUGAGUGCGAUGGGGGUGCAUAUCUUUACUAUAGAUUACUUUGGUCUUAAGGGUAACCUUAAUGGAAUCGAGAAAAAUGUGUAAACAAACUGCAUAAACAAAGAACAAUAUCAGAUCUGAGCACGUGACACUUUUGUCCGCGGUGUCAAAAAUGUAUAAUAGACUGGAUUCAAUGUUAAAAAUCGAUGACAUUUUUUACUUAGGUGCACUCUUACGUUGUAGUACCCGCGCUAGCUUACCGGAACGUUUUUUUUUAACAUUGCUAGAAAACUUAAUUUACUGAACAAAAAUGUGAAUAUAUCAUGUGGCAAAAUAUCUAUAGUAUGAGUUCACAUGUACACUUUGAAAUUUUGAUGAAACUUCACGUAUACUUAAGAUGAGAAUUGAGUUAUUUGAUGGUACAUGACCAACCAUAGAGUUUGGCUUAGCGUCAUUGAUGGGUAUCACUCAGAAUGUCAAUCUCUCUUCUGCCUGCCGGGGGGAUGUAAAAAUAUCGUUUCUUUAUAAUUGUAUGCCUGUAUAUCUGUUUUUAGGAUAUAGAUUGAAAUGAUAUGCAUAUAUAUAUAAUAUUUUUUUUUUUUUUUUUUUGAAAUUUUGCAUGCAACCUUAGCGAAGUCUGUUGCGAGACACGUGGUGUGGCGUACCCUUAACUUGUUGGCUGAUAUUUAGCAAAGCAUGACACCCGGUUGACUGGAAAAAGUUAUAUUUGUACUGUAUGUCUGGCCGCACGAUAUCUCGAAGACGAACUGAAAUUUUGCAUGAGGCUUCGUUUAUAUAUUAGCAACACUGAGUAAGAUGACAGCUCCAUGGGUUUUGGUUGAGCGUUAGUGAAUAUAUUCACAUUGAUCUCAUGGGAACCAUGAUGGCAACGAGAAAAUAGCUGAAUAAAUCACUUUGUAAACUAACUGAAACCGUCCAUUUAAGAUUUUAACAUGUUAUUUAGCUGCAGAGUUUUUGGGAGGUGUCUUAUUUUAAAAGUAUAAUCAAUACGUACCUACAAACUUGAUUUAGUGUACAGUUUGGUGAUUUUGAACGAUAAAGUAUAAACAUAUUUUGAGCUUUUUACAGAGUACCUAAUAAAAAGCUUUUGGGCGCGUAUGUUAUUUAUAUAGAUGAGACUGUAUAUAUGUUAGAUGCAGUUACAAAUGAGAUAUAUUCCAUAACUCUAUGACCAAAAGAUUAGAGAACAAAACUGCUUUGAGUUUAAUAUAGUUCUUAUUGGGCUAAAACAAGACACCAUCAGCACAGCUCGCUCUUAAGCUAUAUUAAAAAAUACAUAUAAAAGCCUUAACUUUAAAACCUAAAAUUGUUACCAAAUAUUAUUCUAAACCAUAACAACCACGUACUUUGAUAUGUGUGCCAUUACAGUUUUUUCAGGUUUUGAAACUCUAUUAAGCUAUAUUAUGGGUUGAUACAGAGUUUUAAGUAAUUCAUUUAUAGGGUAGGAAUCCACCGAAAAUAUUUAUGUACUUUGUAACUAAAAUAAUAUAUAGAUUACUGUGAGGCAUACAUAUCUCAAAUCAUUCUACUGAAUCAGUAAAUGUACAACUGUGUUAUUUGUUCGUAAUUUUCGGUUUAAAUUCUAUUAGAUACUGUUAUUUAUUUGUUCCUGAACAUCAAAGUCAUGUAUUUUACAAUUAAUAAAAAUGACCGUGCCAUCGAUUGCUUAGACUAACAGUCAUUUGCUAUACGUUACUGAGAGUCUGCUGCCGGAGAUGACAGCGGGGGCUGGAGUUGCGACACAAGCACUACUGAGUCUGCAGACACAAACACAAGGAAAGUACCCUAGACAUGACCUUGGUCAGGGGUAUAUAGCUGACUAGGCCUCUCAGUUAACAUGUCAUCUGUCAGCAUCCAUUGCCAUGAGGGUUCUGAUAGCCUGCCUUUUCCUGGCAGGUGUUGCCUGGGCUAGGCCCGAUGGUGCUUUUGCGCCUGCAGAAGUAUAUGGAGAACCAGGAAAAUUACCAGUAGAAUUUGCUCCACCUCCUCCACCGCCGCCACCACCACCACCACCACCACCCCCUCCGCCGCCGCCGCCACCACCACCUCCGCCACCAUCGGCACCGUACGCUCCACCAGUACCGGUAUACGCUCCACCGCCGCCACCUCCACCACCUCCGCCUCCACCACCACCGCCUCCACCGCCACCACCACCACCAUCGGCACCGUACGCUCCACCAGUACCGGUAUACGCUCCACCGCCGCCACCUCCACCACCUCCGCCUCCACCACCACCGCCUCCGCCGCCGCCGCCGCCACCACCACCACCACCACCUCCUCCAUCGGCACCCUAUGCCCCACCAGUACCAGUAUACGCUCCGCCGCCACCACCACCUCCGCCACCGCCACCUCCGCCCCCACCUCCUCCCCCACCACCACCGCCCCCACCACCUCCACCACCGGCACCGGCACCAUAUGCCCCUCCAGUACCGGUAUACGCUCCGCCGCCGCCACCACCACCACCUCCUCCACCACCUCCUCCACCACCCCCACCUCCCCCAGCGCCCUACGCUCCCCCUGUGAUCGUAUACGCACCACCUCCUCCAGUUUUUGCUCCAGUACCUAUAGCUCCAUAUGCUCCGCCUGUACCUGUCUACGCGCCACCGCCUCCUCCCCCACCACCACCACCGCCUCCUCCACCACCACCACCUCCUCCUCCACCCCCACCACCACCUCCUCCUCCACCACCACCGCCACCGCCACCACCACCAUCAGCACCGUAUGCACCUCCCCCACCUGCUUUCGCACCCCCACCUCCCCCACCACCACCCCCGCCACCUCCGCCACCACCUCCACCACCACCACCAUCAGCACCUUAUGCUCCUCCACCACCUGCCUUUGCACCACCUCCACCUCCACCUCCUCCUCCCCCACCACCUCCACCUCCUCCUCCCCCACCACCACCACCUCCCCCUCCCCCUCCACCACCACCCCCGUCAGCACCUCACGCUGUCUACGGUGUACCCUCCUUUUAGUUUUAUUCUGACGUGAUAUUUAUAUUCAUUUUCUGAUUUGUUGUAUUCCUUACUGUCACACAUUUUAUGUCUGUUUGUCUGUGUUAUAUUAAUUUAUAUGUUUUUAAAUAAAACACAUUUAAGAGA